This is a messenger RNA of Cercospora beticola, 717 nucleotides long. RefSeq names its product putative quinol monooxygenase. The record is from RefSeq and is a predicted model, not a curated record. NCBI's taxonomy places the organism in Eukaryota, Fungi, Ascomycota, Dothideomycetes, Mycosphaerellales, Mycosphaerellaceae.
GCAGGAAAGAGCCCAUUGUAAUACAAACUCGUCCCCAACGCAAGAACAUCUGAACGACACUCUCUCCACCUAUCAUACGUAAAUCCAGAAAUCCGCUGCGAAAAUGGUCUACACUCUCGUCGUCCACUUGCACGCCAAAGCCGGCGAGGAGAAUAUCCAGAAGUUGAUUGCGAAACUGCAAGAGGCUAGUCAGGUUUAUUCGAAGGAUAAGGAGACCUUGGGGUGGUUCGUCAUGCAGGACCACAAAGAUCCACAAUCUUUCACGAUUGUUGAACGAUAUGCCCACGAGAGCUCACAGAAGUACCACUUGGAGAACCCAUACUGGCAAACCUUUGACAAAUAUGUGAUUCCACUUCUGGAUCGCGAAAUGGAUCUCAGACGCUACAAUGAAUUGGACACGAGCAAGGAGGUCAAGGUGGAGAAUGAUGAGAGUCUUUGGGCGAAAGUGAAGGAGCAUCAGACGUACUGAUUGCUUUGAGUUGCGACUAUGUCUUGAUUGAUUGCAUGCGUGGCAUUGGGUGUACCACAUCCCUCGAAGGCACUGUCGUACAACGACUGCGUGCUUGCAAGCUGACGGAAGCAGCUGAGAAUGCGCUGUAGUUACUACCUACACAACAACAAAUCGCAUGCCUACAACUAUUUCAUCCUCGUCGAAAAAGCCCGGCCUCGUCUUCUGGAUUUGUCGCUGAGCAUUGCCCCCAGCAAAGCUAACAGUGC